AUGGUGAAGCUAGCAAUUCUGAUGGUCAUUUCUCUCACAGCCUUAGCAGUGAACCCAAGUCUCUUUAAAGCACAGUUCUUAGAAACCCAAGAAGAUCAAGCAGCAUGCAUAAAGCCAGAAGAACAAGUUUGUGAAGAACAAGUCCAAGUCUGCAAAGGAGAAAAAGGAGAUAAAGGGGAACAAGGACCACAAGGGCCAGCAGGCCCAGCUGGACCAGCAGGACCACAAGGCUGCCCUGGUCCUAAAGGAGAAAAAGGAGAAAAAGGAGACAAAGGAGAAAAAGGUGAACAAGGCUGCCAAGGGUUGCAAGGAGAAAAAGGAGAGAAAGGAUGCCAAGGGGCACAAGGUCCACAAGGGGAAAAAGGAGAAAAAGGUGAGAGAGGAGCCAGAGGAGUUUCUGUGAAAUGCAUUGAAGUUGAUGAUUGGAGCGAAUGCGACGAAAAAGUAGUCCAAACUUCAGUUAAAAGCAGUGACGGAUCUGUUUCAUCAAGCUCGUGGGUUAGUAGUAGCUCAAGUGUAGACCAAGCUAAUGUUGUGGGACAAGCCAAUGUUAUCGCUCAGAGCAGCUCAAGUGGCCAGAACAACGCAAUAGCUCAAAACAACGCCAUUGUUCAAAACAACGCUGUAGCACAGUAA
Molecule: messenger RNA, 636 nt
Organism: Blepharisma stoltei
Lineage: Eukaryota; Ciliophora; Heterotrichea; Heterotrichida; Blepharismidae
Source: the annotation of a GenBank genome assembly